Molecule: messenger RNA, 5269 nt
Organism: Lytechinus pictus (painted urchin)
Lineage: Eukaryota; Metazoa; Echinodermata; Echinoidea; Temnopleuroida; Toxopneustidae
Product: nidogen-2-like
Exons: 4
Coding region: 4463-5227 (254 amino acids)
Source: RefSeq, a predicted model, not a curated record
AAUCAACAAAUUAAUCAUUUAAUCUAUCAAUCAAUUAUCCAAAAGUUAUUGAAUAAUCAAUCAAUCAAUCAAUCAAUCAAACAAUUAGAUAAUCAAUCAACUGACGUCUCAUCAAAAUGAAUGCACAUAAUUUCAAGAUUAGAAAAUCCGCAUUCAUUCGAAGUAGAGCUACUUUAGAGCUUACAUGGUUUUGUAAAAUCAUGAUGCAUUUCCAAAUAAUUGGCCUAAAUCCGGGACGUCAUAUUAUUCGAUGGGGGGGGGGGGGGGGUGUGAAACAAUAGAUCAUCCUCCGGAACUGUUAACAUCUUGGAUUUACCCGCCAGUGUUCCAAUGAUCAAGGUAUCUUCAUCUCAAAGGAACCCUUAACAAGUCAUGCAAAACUUUGAGAAAAUAUUGUUGUAAAUUUUCAUGGAGGGGAUCAAGAUUUUUUUUUCAAUUGCAAUAAAUUUGAUUACAACAUUGAAUCUGAAUAACUUCUUUCAGUUCCCCCCCCCAAAAAAAAAAAAAUAGAAGCAGUUAAUUUGUAAUUAAUUGCAAGAAACAUGUUUGUGAUUUAAAAAAAAUCUAUAAAAUCUAUCGAUUUACUACUCCUACUUUUACUACUACUACUACUACUGCUGCUGCUGCUGCUGCUGCUACUACUACUACUACUACUACUACUACCAAAACUAUUACAUUGUAACUAUAUUUUUCUAAUAUGCCUUAUACAUAUUCAUCCCACAAAUAUAUUAAUCCUUGAUACAGCCGCAAGUGCAUCUUGGUUCAACUCAAGCAAGUUUGGUGGGUGUAGAACUACACGAACUAUAAAGAUCUCAAAUUGCCUGUCAGAACCAGGAAUUAAAGGUAUUUUAAAGAGUUAAUUGUUCUAAGCAUGCAGUAAAAUAUAGUUUGGGGAUAUUAAGAAAAUACAUGUAGGCCUACUUAGGUCUCGUACUCAUAUAUAUUGCUUUUAUUUCAUACUUAUUUUGUGAAUCCAAAAUAUUACCAUUUAAUAUGACCAAAGUUUAGAUUGAUUGCUUUUUAAAAUAAAAAUUGCCCUGUUAACAUUCGUAGAUUAGAAAGUGUAUCUAUAAUUUUAUUACAGUACGUGAUUUUUGUGUUAUUUUAAGAAAUGCUUAUAUUUUGUAAAUUUCGGGGUUUCGAGAUGUGUCCUCAAUUCGAAUGUGAACGAAAGUUCGUGAGUUAAUCCUCGCUUGCGAUUGCUUGCAAGUGCGCACGCGUACACAUUCCACAUACACCCCCUCUCAUACACACACUCUAAUUUGCAGGGAUUUUAAAUAAAUCGAAUUUGGGAAUUGAUUUUAAUCCUAAAGAUUCAUUUUUGAAUCUCAAAGGAUUCAAAUUCAAAUCCUUUAAGAUUUGAAAAUAAUUUUUGUACGGAUUAAACUUAUACCCCAAAUGGUCCCAACUGGCCCACCUAAAUUUAUUUCUAAUCCCUGCAAAUUCGAGUGUAGGCCUACCAGUGCAGAAGAAGAAAGAUAUAACUGAAUAAUUCACCGAAAUAAUAAAUUGUGGGGGUGGGAGAAAGACAAAAUAUGGGCUUACAAUUGAAGUUACAAUAUUCUAUAUAAUGUAGGAUUUUAGAAUCCGAGCUAUAUUUUUAUCCACAAAUUAAAGAAAGGAAAAAUAUUUAGGUUCAAAGUUUGCAAAAACAAACAUUUAAUCAUCAGUGUUUUUAUUAUAGUUUCAACUCAGGUCUUCUAGAUUCCAUUAAAAUUAGCAAUUAUGCUAGAAAUCAGACACUAAAUAAUUUGCGUUUUAACGAUUUCUUCACAGUGCCUACAGACUACAUUGGUGACGUCACAACAAUCAGAGGAGUUGAUACGAGUGUGUGUUACAGUAAUCCGUGCAAGAACAACAGUUAUCACACAGUGUGCACUGAGUCAGGGGACUCGUUUGAAUGUGUCUGCCCAAGUGGGUUCAAAGGUCAUACGUGCGAGAUUGGUAAGAUCGAAUUAUUGACAGAAAUAUAUAACAGCCACCCCUUGAUUCGGACUACCAUUUUUUAAAAUUAUAAAUACAUGGGGCAUGAUCAGCUGAUCAGAUUUGUCAAAUUCAAUGUAUUCAAUUUAUUAUAUUUGUAGAACUUAAGUUAUCUUAUAUAUAUAUAUAUUUGCUAUGAAAACCAUGCUAACAUAGAGGUUUAUCUGAACAUGUUCUCCCGUAAUGGUAUUUUAAUAAAUAAAAUAAAUGAAUGAAAUGUGUAAAAACUCCCCGAGUAAUUACCCAAAUGGAUGAAAUAUGAAAUAUUCAAUUCCGAAUAUAUUCUUCAUUCAAUUUUUCAAAAUCAGGGCUUUCUGGAUAAAAGGAAUCAUGAUUUUUCAAACAAAUUAUUGACAUAGUAUUUUUUUAAACAUAGGAAAUAUCUGGAAAGAUAUUCUAAAUUUACAUGACCAGAGGGCCGUUUUAUUCUCAAAUCUCUUCUAGCUACAUGUUACUUGAAUACCAUUUUGCAGAAAAUGAAUGUGCUGAAUGUUUUACUUUUCCUUAAUAGGGAAAAUUCUAAAUAUGUGUGAAAAUAUUAUAUCAUACUAGUUAUUAUAUUGUAUUAUAUUAUAAAUAUGCUUAGCGUAUGCGUAUGUAUGGAAAGCUAUAUGAAUGUGUGCACUCAUUGGUGCAUGAGUUAAGUUAAGUGUGCGAGGAGUGUGUUGGGUUUGGUUGAGGGAUUAUGUGCAUGUGGGGGUGGAUUGGCGGGCGUGUGUAUACGUGUGUGUGAAAGAGAAGUCUACUUUAAAUUUGAAAUAAACCUCCUUGAAAUUAUCAUGCUAUCGGCGCUGAAUAAUUUAUACCCCUUUCAUAAACCCAAUUAUGCGGCUAAUAGCAGCAUAAUUUGGUCGUAAAAUCGGAGGAGGACCAGAGUUAUCCGCAUUAUUUUGAUGCUGCAAUUAUCCGCAUAAUAUCGGCAUCGGGACCAGAUUUUGACUUUAUGAACGCAUUUCCAAAUAAUGCGGAUAAUUGCCAUGGUGCGGUCACAAGGUCACCCUUUUCCAACACAACCGCAUCGGAGGGGGCGUGUGCAGUUGUCAUGACGAUUAUCCGCCUUUUUCAGGACGGGCGCUCGUAAAAAUAGUGCGGAUUAUUUUCGGAGUUUGUGAACGCAAUUUUUAUUGAAUUAUCCGCAUUACUCUUAGGCGGCUAAUUGGAGGAUGGGUUUAUGAAAGGGGUAUAAGUGAUUGUGCUGAAAUGUCAAAAUAGGGUUUUAGUAAGACUUGGUUGUGUUUAUGUGUGUGUGUUUUAUAUGUGUGCGUUGAGUGUUGGUGUGAGAGUGAGGGGAGAGCUGGAGUUCAGGAUGUGUGUAUCAGUACAUACUUUCAAUUCAGACUUUAAAGUGAUCUAGAUAUCGAUGGUUUCCUAUUUAGAUAUCAACGAGUGUGAAAGCAGCCCUUGUCAAAAUGGAGGGACUUGUAAGGACCUUGUCAAUGAAUACAGAUGCCAUUGUUUCCCAGGCUAUAAGGGACAUCAAUGCGAACUGGGUAAGUGAAAUAGAAGUUCUAAUCCGGCUGAUAGCUCUAUAAACUACACACUCAGGAACUAAUCAAUCACUGGCUUCCUUUUGGUAAACUUAAAUGACCAUCAUGUUCACCAAUCUUCCUAUAAAUACCUAAGAAUUCUAGUGUCUGCUCGUCCUGUCUGGUGAAACUUCGAUGAAGAGUUCUUUUCAGAGCUUCAAUCAGCCAAGAAAGAUAACCCAACAGUCCUUUUCAGGACUAUUCGUUAUAAACCGUAAAUUUAUCUAAUAUCUGUACACCAUGAAAACAGUGAACAUCGCCCAACUGGGAAAGGUUUUUAAAAAAAUCGAGGAAUGAAAUCUCAAAUCUUUUUCAAACAUUCAUUCCCAUUCUCGGUCGAGUUUCCUUAAAAAAAACUUACUUUUGCAAGGGCUGCGACCAAAGACGUUAUAACACUGUACACUUUAAGAGCGUGAGGGGCGACCGAACAAGGCGCAGUUUUAUGAAAUCAUCAUCACCCAUUUGGCAUAUAAAUGAUUUCACUACACUGUUACAAUUUCUUUCAAUGGUUCAAAAUGUAUGCAUAUUUUGAAUAUAAACUUAGUAUGAUAUAAAAAGUGCUACACGACGAAAUAUAGACCUACUUCACCGCUACACAUUGCUCCGUCAGAGCAAAAUAUUACGUCAUUUUGUAGACGUUUGACCGUUAUCCAUGUUCCCACACCACUUAUCAAUGGGUAAAAUCUUGACGCCACGUUCUCUAUCAAUCGUUUUAACCUAGACACAGAUUCAACAUUUACAUGAUUUAAGUAAUGAAAUAUGAGUCAUAUCGAAUUAGCGUAUUCUGGGACUAAUCAUGAUAACAGUCCCUUUUUGUCAAAAUAAUCUCUACCUUAAUUUGCCCAGAUUCGUCAAUUGCCUUUCUUCUCAAGGAAAAUAGUAUUUUCGCGUGUAGCUUGGAGCCAAGGAAGUCUCUUCUGGAUACUCCUUUCACCGAGCUCCCUAUAAAUGGAAUGGAGAAUCCCCAUUCCAUAGCUUACGAUCCAGAGGACAGAAUGGUUUAUUGGGCAGAUAGGACCAGUGAGACCAUCUCUAGGGCCACGAUUGACGGAACUUUUCUUGAAAAUAUCCUUGGAAAUUUGACAGGCCUGUCUAGUGGAGAGCUCACGCUGGAGUUUCAGGAGAGGAAGAUUUACUGGGCUACGUAUUUUGAUUAUUGCCGUAUCGAACGAGCAAACUUUGACGGGAGCGAUCGGGAACUUUUGACAGAAGAUACCUAUUACCCCCUUGGGAUAGCUGUAGAUAGAGUGAAUAGGAAAUUGUUUUGGAAGGAACAGUAUUUUGUGAAGUCAUCGGAUCUGAACGGAGAGAAUAAGAUCAUAAUAGCGGAAUCAAACGGUACAGCAGCAAGUUGUAUCUUCUACUAUCAGAGAGGAAUAGGAGACUCUGUGAUCCUGUUUACCGAUUACAAGUAUAACAUGGUUCAAUCUGUUAGGCCAGAUGGAAGUGACCAAAGGGAAGUGUUCCGAUGGCCUGCAAGUCGCGUCAUGCACAUCACCGUCUACGACUCCACCAUCUAUUUCACGACCAAUAAGGGAGCAGGUGGCCUUGGGGAAGUCCCCCUGUCGAACGUGACAGCAGUGAGAGUCGGGGAGACUUUCCGCGUCAGAGGAAUAGAUGGGUAUAGGACUGACGUCACCGGGGAUAUCAAGGACAUUCACGUCUAUAACAUGACCAUGGUGACCCAACCAUCGUCACAAGGGUUAACAGUGGGCUAGCGUUUAAUAUUGCCUGCUGAGAACAAGUAUGUUCAGUGGCGG